This is a messenger RNA of Oryza sativa Japonica Group (Japanese rice), 1264 nucleotides long. NCBI's taxonomy places the organism in Eukaryota, Viridiplantae, Streptophyta, Magnoliopsida, Poales, Poaceae. The record is from RefSeq and is a predicted model, not a curated record.
AAAUUGUUAUUUUGUGUACCUCGGCUAAUUCCUGGACGAAGGUUUUAUGCACAAAUAAGUUCGGAAAUUACUAGUGAAUUUCCGGGCGUGACAGUGGCCAACAAUGAGAUGCAGCGGCGCGGACUCGAGCACCGGAUGUUGGAGCUCGAGGGCCACAUGAUCGACAUCCGAGGUUCGCUGCGAACGUCGUUCACCAGCCUGCACUAACUCGCCGGGGAGUGUGGUGUCACGACUACCAUCCCGGCACACCCCAAUGAGUUCUCGCUGAUGUUGUCGCUUGCGGAACUGGCUACGGCGAUGGAGAUCCCCUCCAAGCAUGCGACCAGGAUCUACAAGGAGACGUCCAACGGCAUCUACACCGGGGCGUGCCAUGUCCUUGCGUGCAUGAGGCUGGCACAUCCCGAUCUGGGCCUUAUGAAGGCUUUGGAUCAGGGGGCCGCCGAUGAUGCGCGCAAGGCUACGAUGGAAGAAGUCGGUGACUUGGGGGAGUCCGUCCUCCCCCUUUUUAAAGAAUAUGUUGAUGUCGAGGAUGUCCAGCAGCGCGGGCAGCCCAAUAUGCCGGUGAUCGUUCUGGCGCUCAUACUCGAGCCGUUCAUGCACGGAGGCGAACGUGGCGAUGACGUCCCUAGAUUUCGAGAACAUGUUGGCUGAACGAGAUCGUCGAAUAUGAUAUUGGAAGACGAAGCUCGAGGUGGCCGAACUCGAAAAAACCAUGGUGGCGGUGAAGAAGGACCAGGCUGUGGAAGCUCUCCAGGGUCGCGAGGUGUGGUUCAAUUCGUACCUCAAGAGCUGCUGCAUGGCGAUGGCGAGGGUUUGCAAGGAGCUCCGAGUACCCCGCGAAGAUCCCGAGGAGUCGACGGCCGGUUAUAUCUCGUGGUUGAAUGGGGCCUGCGCACAGCUUGAAGGGAUUGGCCAUCGCAUCGAUGAUGUCAUGAAGCAGGAGUGUCGUCGAGCGAGCUGCUACGCCGGAGGACAUGUGCUAGCCUGCAUCCGAGAUCACCGCCCGCAGCUGCACCUCGAGUUCCUUCGCGAAGGGUUCUCGCGUUGUCGGAGGACACCUGCGGAGAUCGACGGUCUUGCGCAGUCGAUGGCGCCGCUUGCUGAGAAGGUUUUCCGCUCCAUGGAAUGGCGUUGGCCGUCCAGGUAGAUUUGGUAUCCUGUAGAAGAAUAUCUCAAGGAAGCAUGUAAUAUACUUUGAAGUAUUUAUGACUUGUAAGAAAUACUUGUAAAAUAUAAAGAGAAUCUAUCUAACUAAGUUUUCUUA